AUGCAUAGCAAGCCUGAAGAGGCGGUAUUUGCAGAGAAUGCACAUGGAAUAGAGGAUGCAUGCAUGCGUAACGAUUGUGUUGAUGUUCUAUGCAAUGCUGAGAAUGAAAGGGGUGAUGUAGAAAGCAUGCUUGAGGAUAUGAGGAGGAUGCUUGAGAUUGGAGAUGAGGAAGGGAUUUCAGAGAUUGUUACGAAUAUUGUGGGUGAUGAAGGCAUGUAUGCGGAAGUGAAUGAAUGGUGGAAGUCUGGACGAUGGGAUGUGAAUGAUGUUUUUUUCUACAUCUUAGUUUGGCUUAGAAUACGUAGGCUUAGGCUUGAUGUUACAGGAGCUGAGAAUGUUGAUUUAGCACUGAAGCAUGGCGCAUCUGUUGUUGAAAAGCAUAUUAGCAGAUGGAAGGAGAUAUGCAUGAUAUCGAUAUUGAAAGAGAUCAAGAUCUAUGCUGAGAAUGAGAUUUUAGGGUGGAAUAGAGAUGCGAUUUUGAUGUUUUUAUGGAAGGUUUGCAUUGGCAGAAGUGGAUCAAAUGGAACUACGAGAGUUUUUGCAUUGAAUCUAUGCAUGCAGAUGAGCAGGGGGACAGAUGCAACAGAUAUUGGGGAGGUUGCUUUGAAGGUUGAAGAGAUGAAUGAUUUUGAUGUUGGAGAAAUGAGCUAUGGCGAUAUGGUGAUUUUGCAGAUGUACUGGAGGGAGUCGUUUGAGCAGGGAGUUUUUUACAAAGAUAAGCAUGAGUAUGCUGUUGAAAGACUGUUUGAUCGGUAUAUGUGCUGUGGAGAAGACAGCAGAUACCACUCGAGGCCAAGGUUGUUUAUGUAUGGGUCUAUUGAGUCGAUCGCUCUGUGUGUGUCAUUUGUGAAGUGUUUUCUCAGAAGGUUUGGUGGUAGCGAAGAUGAGUUUAAUGCAAAGAUGCUGAAUGUUUUGAUACGAAGGAUGGCGGAGAUAGCAAAGGAUGCUGAUGAUAUCGAGUGUUUUCAGUGUUUGUUUGGAAAUGCAAAACCAGUUGUGGUGGCUGGGACGGCGCUCCAGUCACUUGUGCUAUUACUGUUGAGAAAGAUGGGCGACACGAAGUGCGGUAAUCAAGCGAAGGCAGCAAGGAUUCUGAGUAAAAUAGAUGCACUGGGUGUUUUGCCUGGGAAGAAGGUACGAAACAGAAUGAUCAAGAUGGCCAAACAGCACAUUGCACGAAAGCAGGAGGUGAUUGUGGAAGCAAGCAUCAAUGUGCUGCAUUGCAUAGAUCCAAAUGUGUUGCGGAUAGAGAUGCAAAAACCCUACUUGAUGCAGACAAGAAGGAAGAUGUUUGAGAAGGUUAAGAAUGAGAUGCAAUCUGAGGAAUGCUAUAGAGCAUAUAUUGAGCUACUGAACAGCGGAUUUGCAAAUGAUAUUGCUUAUGAGAUCAAGGAAGUAAACAUUUUUGCACGAGUUUUUCAUGCAUUAGGGAGAAAGAGAGUGUGUAAGCUUCUUGAAAUAAGGAUAAACGAUGUGAGAGAUGUUUAUGUCGCAGAGCUAGCAGUUUGUUAUUCGAAGGAGCGUCCAGAAAAGUUUGAUGUUGUUGGUGUGUCGUCAGUUUUACUUGAUUCUGGCGAGGAGAUAGUUAAGAGCAAGAAUGUUGUGUUCUAUAAUUACAUUUUGAGAAUUUUGAUGAAUAUACACUACAAGAUGGCAUUUGAGCUUCGUCGCAGGGUUUUUUUGUUUUUGAAGAAGUUAGUGUUCUAUGGGCCGUACACAAAGAAUGCAGGAAUGCUUAUAAAUCGCUUAGGAUAUGCAGGUAUGGAAAUUCAAAGACGGACAGACUAUUUUCUUGCCAUACUUGGAGCAUGUGGAAGUAUUUUUCUGAGAGAAUAUCUUUGUGACUAUACCUGGACGAUCAACAAGGAGCUUGGGCUUGUGUACAGCCUACAAUUUGAUCCUGAGCUAGGAGUGAUGUACAAAUGGAAAAUUGAUGAGAUACUGUCUAGGGUAUGCAAUAGGUUAGAAGGAAAGGAAGCUACAGUAUGCAUAGAGCUUCUUGUGUUUCUAAGGGAAUCGAUUGAGGAGGAGGGAAAGUGUUUUGAGUUUGCAUUUGAUAUUGUAGCAAAUAAUUGCAAUACAGUGAUUUGUGGAGCGAAGAAUACGAAUCAGGAUGUGUGCAGAGAAUCGUGCAUGCUUCUCAGUGCAGGGAUUAUUGCAAGAGCAACUAUUCCGCAUGUAUGCAUUCCUGUUGUGUUUCAGUGGCUACCGGUGUCGUCUGAGAUAGUGCAGGUGUAUUUUGCAACUGUGGUGAGCACGAUUGGAAGUAUUAUUGAUGGGAAAAUUUGCAGGUUCAAGGAAGAGGGGAAUAUAAGCGAGUUCAGAACGAUAUAUGAGAUAUACUUGAGCUCACCAAAUAGAAUGGCGCUUGUGGAGAAACUAAUGGAGGUUUUUGACGGAUGUGCAGUCAAAACAUAUUAUUUGAUGGUACAAGUGAUGAAAUUUGAGAAAAGAAUGAGGGUGAAAGUGAUGAAGAGCAUUGAGGAAGCAGUUCAUCUGUAUGAUGUAUCGGAAAACAGACUCUUUUUGAAGAUAUGUGAGCUUUUUUUGUCACAUAGCGCCAGCAGAUAUGCGGAUGUUCGAAUUAGUGAUGAAAGUGUGCUGUUUUGUAAGGAGCCUGGGAUAGAAGAGAUUGAAGGUCUUGAGCUAUACAUAAUAAAAUGA
Molecule: messenger RNA, 2664 nt
Organism: Ordospora pajunii
Lineage: Eukaryota; Fungi; Microsporidia; Ordosporidae
Exons: 1
Coding region: 1-2664 (887 amino acids)
Source: RefSeq, a predicted model, not a curated record